GCAAGAGUAAUUCACUAAUUUAAAAAAAAAAAAAAAAAAAAAGAAAAAAAAUUCACUAAUUUGACAAAUUCCCAAAUCCCACACGCCAGCCGCAAAUCCACUCCGACUACUUCUCCGAAAAAAAACAAAUGGAGGACUGUGGUACUACUAGCGAAGCGGAGGGUACUACUGACUUCCGAUGCGUGCAGUGUGGAUUCCCUAUCAAAACCCUCUACAUUCAGUAUUCCCCAGGAAACAUUCGCCUCAUGAGAUGUGGCAAAUGCAAAGCAGUUGCUGAUGAGUACAUCGAGUGUGAAUUGAUGAUUCUCGUAAUCGAUUUGAUUCUGCACAAGCCGAAAGCAUUUAGGCAUUUGUUCUACAAUAUGUUCAGUAAAGAGACCGUCAACUUUGAGAGCUUGUUGUGGAAAUCGGUUUUGGCGUACCUUCUAUUGGAUUUCUACAGAAUAUGGGUUUUGAGCACAAGUGAAAAGGAAUGGUCUUCGCCUGUAGGAGUUUCUUCGCUGCUACUAGAAUUCACAAAGAUGCUGACUGGUGUUAUCUUCGGGAACCUCCUCUUUCUCGUUGUUGUAUUUCAUGCCACUCGGAAGUUUCUGAGUGCAUCAGCUGAAUUUUUCGGGUGGAAACAAAUAUUGCUCGUACUCGUCUUCUCGAGUUACUUCAAGAUCUUUCUCGUGGCCAUGAUGGUGUGGGAAUUUCCUUCCUCUGUGAUAUUCAUCAUCGACAUUUUUGUCAUAUCAUCCAACACUGUGGCUUUAAAAGUGACAACGAACUCAACGAUGACGAGAUGCAUGGCAGUUUGUGCUAUGGCAAAUGGUGUGAAGUUUUUAGCCAGUCAAAACACUAUGAUAGUUACCCAAAGCUAAGUAUGUGUCACACUUGCAAGUUGGUAUUUCUUGAGUUUUCAUGUACUCUUUUUCUUACUGUAAAACCCAAGAUCCAAGACAAUGUAACUCUAUUGGAUUUCAGUUUUGCCCUUUGCCUUAAGCCAAUUUAAAGAGUAGGCACCAAAUC
Messenger RNA from Erythranthe guttata (spotted monkey flower), 1011 nucleotides. The record is from RefSeq and is a predicted model, not a curated record. Lineage: Eukaryota; Viridiplantae; Streptophyta; Magnoliopsida; Lamiales; Phrymaceae.